AUGCCUUACGAGUAUAAGAGUUCCGGCACUAAUAGUCAGGGCAACCAUUAUUGCUCUCGUGACUACGGUUCUGGUGCCUCCAACUCAAACGCCUACCACUACUCCAACGCGAACGGGUCGUAUUACUACUCUAACCCCAACGGUAGUAAAUACUACAACGAUGGACAAGGAGGCUCCACCUACACCCCUCCCAGCAGUGGCAGUGGUAGUGGAAGCGGAGGCGGCAGCGUCAGCGGCAGCGGCAGCGGCAGCAAGAAAUAA
Messenger RNA from Drechmeria coniospora, 261 nucleotides. RefSeq lists its product as uncharacterized. Lineage: Eukaryota; Fungi; Ascomycota; Sordariomycetes; Hypocreales; Ophiocordycipitaceae. Bases 1 to 261 code for a protein of 86 amino acids. The record is from RefSeq and is a predicted model, not a curated record. The transcript has 3 exons.